ACACUUUGAAAUAAAAACACAGUUACAGAUUUGAAUACAUCCCUGGUAAACUCAUGCUCGUUGUACUUAGGUGUAUCUCCUGAAAGAAGAUCUUUUGCGAGACCACCCUAAGCCUAAAUCAUGGAUUCGAAGCAUUCCACUUGUCCCAAGCUUCCGUUCGGGAGCUCGUGCUCUUCCGUCGUAUCGUUCGGUGAUCGGAAGUGAGUUCUCAAACUAGCCCCCGGGAUGGGCUGGGGAUCACAUUAUGACGUCACAGCUGGAUACUGUAUAUGAAACUUAUAAGAUGUCUUGAAUCCGGUCAUGAUUCGUGAGGUUUGUAGAUGCUGUCUUGGGGGCUAGUUUUUAUUUGCAGUCGCAAGCGCUCGUGUUAAAAUCGUCUCGUGAAAGCGCGACGUGUAACGCAAUUUGCGCCUAUUUUUACAACUCGCUGAUUGGAUAACCGAUUUACCCAAUUAUAACUAACAAUGACGUGGACUGGCUGGCGACGAAUACGACUGAGGUGGAGACUGUGAGGCGAGAAACAUGUUAAAUUUCACACUCCACUCACUGGGCGUAGAACACAGUCGGGAUCUUCAUCCAUCACAAUCAACAUGGCGUCAGGGCACUACACGAAAUCAGCAUUCCAGCAAGUGGAUUCUGCGACUACAGCGAGCUCUCCCUUUCUGAUCAAAAACCUCUUAAAUCUACCAUCAACCGCGACACAAACAUCGGACCAUCCAUCGGCCCAGAGCCCGCGCAACACUCUAGAUGAGUUCCCGCGAUGCACGGGUCCGCUCGUGCCUCGUCCAGUCAGACCUUUAAUGCUUGCAUCAGAUCAGUUCUCCUCGCUGCACAUGUUUCCUAUGGUGUAUCCAAGCUAUCCGGAGAUCCCCGUCUGCCCCAUGCCCCCAUACCUCACUCAGCUCCGAAUGCCAACAGUUGCAGGAUUUCAUCCGUUUCUUCAUACUCGCAAGAGAUUCAUGCGAAAGCCAAAGCAGAGGCCAUUAUUCUCUCACAACCAGAUUCAAAGACUAGAAAAGGAGUUCAAAGAAGAGAAAUACUUGACGGAAUCCAAACGCGCCGAGCUUUCCAAGGACCUCGGCAUGACAGAAACCCAGGUUAAGACUUGGUUCCAGAACAGAAGAACGAAAUGGCGAAAAGAGCUCAAAGACGAGAUAGCGCUGAGCACUCGAGCGGCCCAAAGAGCCGAAUGGGAACGAAACGGCGACAACAACGACACCGGCAUAACAUACAUGCAUGAGCAUUCAGCAGCUAAACGGGAUGGAAUGGCGCUUGCCUCAAGAUUUCACCAUCUACAAGAUACAUUUAUUGAUCUAUCGGCUCUUAAGCCGAGACAUGGACAAGAGCAAAGCCCAUGCAGGCGCUAACAUGCUGCACCAACUUUGCCAUUGUCGCCUGUGGGUUGUGGGACGAUUAGGGUGCCAUGUUGUAAACAAGUGAAAAUAUUUUGAACUUUGCCGCCUGCAAAUUCUGUCUCUUCUCGCGAAGAACACGGUAACCUCAGAGAAUUUGUACCAAUACCUAGUGCAGGUAGAGUUAGAAUGAACCGUUUUUGCUCUCUUGAAAGUACGUUAAAAUCCCUAUUUCUCUAUGUUCAUGAUUCAGACACAAUUUCAGAUCUUAUUUGUACCAAAAGAUUCACAUGACAGACAAUGAAAGAGUACGUUUGAUACAAAGAUCGCCUCUUGUUUUAUCUGUAUAGUGCUCUAGAGAGAUAUACACAAACCGAUAUAUAGCCUAUAGUUGAAGCCGUCACCAAACAACACCUAUCAAGAGCGAUUUUGACAGAUUGCUACUGUUAACAUAAACUCGGUCAAUUUUCAAAAGUAUUUUGCACUUUCAAGGUAUAGAGGCAAAUACAGUCAAGAUUAGCCGAACAGUUCGGACAAAUAUAUGUUCCGUUUCCCGGUUUAAUGGCGACGCUGCUACGCUACAGCACUAUUGUAUAGUUCACAACAUUAAUCGGAAAAUGACACUUGUAGAGAAGACUUACAUAUACAGAAUUAUAAUCACAUAAUUUCAAAAGUAUGUUGUUGUAAAUAUUCCUAUAUUGCGAUCCGUGUAAUCACUAUUAUGCUUGGUAUAUAUCCUUGGUAUUAUCUGUUUGUAAAAUUCAUUAAAGAUUUUGUACAAUAAAGAGCUCAUUAUCUU
This is a messenger RNA of Nematostella vectensis (starlet sea anemone), 2151 nucleotides long. Its product is annotated as brain-specific homeobox protein homolog. Bases 591 to 1367 code for a protein of 258 amino acids. The transcript is spliced from 2 exons. The record is from RefSeq and is a predicted model, not a curated record. NCBI's taxonomy places the organism in Eukaryota, Metazoa, Cnidaria, Anthozoa, Actiniaria, Edwardsiidae. Gene Ontology annotation, molecular function: DNA-binding transcription factor activity, RNA polymerase II-specific; DNA binding. Gene Ontology annotation, biological process: regulation of DNA-templated transcription.